CGAUCCACGCAACUGAACGCCCAUCACGUUGCGCACAUGGAUCAGGUCGAGGUGACCACGCCACCACACCCAGCACGGCAGACCCGAGGCAGACUGCCUGUGCUUGGAGGAACAGCUUGGGCUUGUGUAACAGCUGUAUGAGCCAGUGACACCGACGGUAGCUCCAGCACCGAGCCUUGUUGAGAUGUCCAGGACGCAGAGGAGGCGGCGCACUCAGCGGCCUCUCAGCAGCGCGACGGGGGCUGAGGAAUAGUUGAGCUAUUCGGACUCAGUUUGCCAACAACAGUGGGGUUUUUUUGCCCCUAGCUGUAGCUACUUCUUGGAGGAAUGAGAGGCGUGUGUUCGGCUCUUAACAUGGGAUUGUUUUUGCACGCUGUCGCCUCUGUCAGCCCCACGGAGUCCGCAGCAGACCGGAGCCUACUGCACUGUGAAGGCAUUAACAACCAGAGCUACAUCUGUGAGUCCGGACACUGCUGCGGGGAGUCUCAGUGUUGCAGCUACUACUAUGAGCUCUGGUGGUUUUGGUUGGUAUGGGCGAUCAUCUUCAUUUUGAGCUGCUGCUGUGUGUGUCACCAUCGCCGCACAAAACACCGGCUGCAGCAGCAGCAACGGCAGCACGAGAUCAACCUCAUCGCUUACCGCGAAGCACACAACUACCCCUCUGUGCCCUUCUACUUCAGGUUUCUGCCAAACUACCUCCUGCCUGACUACGAAGAGGUGGUCAACCGGCCACCGACUCCUCCCCCUCCCUACAGUGCCUUACACACAGGCCCAUCCUCAGUGGCUUCCAGUCCGCUGGCUCCUGAGCAGCAGGAGGGACACUGUCCGACCAUCCAGCCCACUCCGGUGCCCCCGAUCUCUGACAGUCUGUGCUGCAGACCCAGCAUAGAGGAACCACAACCCCCCACCUUAGACUUUAGGCCAAAGCCUGACAACAAGCCCAUGCAGACAGCGCAAGAGUCAGGCAUGAUACUGCUGUCAGAUGGGCUCAACAGAGAGGGACUUACAAGCCAAGAGAAAAGAAGUGAAAGUGUGGACGACUCUUGCAAGGACCCCUUGCUGAAGGACCCGUCGGAGGGUUCUGCUGAGGACAAAGAUCGACUCCCCAAUGGAAGGAGGAGGCGAUUCACGGGGGAUUCUGGGAUUGAGGUGUGUGUGUGCAGCGGCACACGUGGGAGCGGCGGCUUUAGCGGAGCUGGAGGGACAGGCCAGGAAGGCAAGGAGUUGAGGGAGUUGGAGAGUCUGCUGGGGCGCGAGGGAGACGACGGCGAGGAGGAGGAGGAGGCGGAGGCGGAGGCGGAGGAGGAGGCGGGCGACUUCUGCGACAGCUGCGGCCAUCGAGCCUCCUUCGGUGCAGAGGAGGAGCAGGCACCGGGCGGCCCGGAAAGGCGGGUCGCACGUGGGCCGCCGGGACCUCCUCAGCCGGCUCACCAGAUAGGCAGCGCCUCGCUCCACCCUCCCGUCUGCCUCCUCCUCCACACCAUCAACGAGCAGGAGGGACCCCACCACAGCGCCAGCACUGAGCCGCAGGGCUGAAAACGCAGUCAGCAACACCUUCGUGUCAUAGAGGGAAGGAGAGAGAGCACUUGAGACGGAGCAUGGCGGCAAAUGCUUUUGUAUCUGAGCAAGUGUUUUAUGUCUAAAUACUUUGUGUGAGUAUUUUUAUGAAUGUGUGCAUCUUAGAUAAAACAGGUGUGGGAGCAGGAAGUGGAAUCUCAACUGAAUAUGACUGAGAAAGCCCGCUCCUCCCCACACUGGAACAGUGGCCUUAACCUGUGUAUUUUGGGUUAUGUUUGGGCAGUCCAAGCCCUAUAACAGCCUGUGGCAAUUGAGACUUCUCACACUGCACACAUACACAAACGUAGUCCUUUAGUUGUCUUUCUCAUGCAACGGAAGCUACUGACACAGUCAAAGACUUGAUAGCUGAAGCCGUGACGUCAGGACAGGACGUUCACUGCCCUAGGAUGAACGCAGCUCUCCUCACCGGCUGCUUGCAACAAUUCUUCAUAGCCGUUCUCUGCAGGCAGGAAACUACGUAGUAAAAAAAAAAACACACAGCAGGAACAUUUUGGAUGAGUGCAAUGUGGAUUUACCACAGUGUGUGCUUGUGCAAACUGAUAAAGUAAAGGGACACUAGAACAAGACUGUGUCGUCCCGUCAGACUAAAGUGCUUUUUCAGCGAUUUAAAAACCGCUCUGCCUUGCGUCUGUUUUUGUUGAUCUUUAUCUGCCCCGCUAGUGAUAGAGAAGCAUAAGUGCAUUUACAAAUCUUCAUGUGAGCAGUUCCUAUUUUGCACAGUCUAUUUAUCUUUAUAAAUGAAGCUUUUAGCUAAAGACAAAAAAAAUCAAAACCGAAAAUGCUUUCAUUAAUUCAGUCUUAAAUUGCAGUACAUGAUUUGAUGUUGUAGGGUUUUGUUGCAACAUCUAUAAGAAAUGGACCUCUGUGGAUUGUUAGUAGAUUCACUUAAUGAAUGUUUGUAGUGCGUGCCUACCCCCCAAAACAAUGCAUAACUUUGAUGAACAAUGUUUCAGUGAAACUGAGGUACCAAAACCAAGAAAAGAAUAUAAAGCUUCUUAGAGAUUACAACAGCGAUGGGCAACGUCAGACCUCAAACUUUUAUGUCAGUCACUUCAGUAGAUCACGGUACCACCUUCACCAGCUAUACAAUAUAAACACAUUUACACUCUUUGUAUUGGAUUUUCUUAGUAGCAAAAUGUUACCAUGCUUUUGCUGUGGUAUUACAUUUACAGCAUCUUACUAAAGGGUUCAUUAAUGCUGAUUUCAGUCAACUGGACUAGUGUGAUUUCCACCAAAAUAUGGCUUGUUAACUGUUUUUUUUAUACACCAAUGAGUGACCCUGCUAAUCUAAUGCAUUUGUCCUGUAGGGGAUGGGAAUCAUGGAGCAUUCUGGGGCACGCCACCAUUUUUGGAGGGUUGCGUACAGAGUUUCGAUAGACUAUCCUUAUCUGUCACUGGUCUAUUCAUCUGUCAUCAAUCGUUCAUCAUCAGAAAUGUAUAAAUUGCAUGCAAUGCCCAUAUAAAGAGAAGCUGACAGAGGCAAAGGGACCAUAUAUUACGAAACUGAAGUUAGUUUAUGAUAUUGAUCCUUACAAAUUAGGAGUACCUUGACAGUUUGCCUCCCAUUAUGGUGACUGAUGUGUUUUGGCGUUAGUGAACACCUGUCAGCAGUUCAAAAUAUGUAAAUCUUUGGAGGCUGAUGUCCAAUUUACAAACGGGUAGUUAUAUGAGAUUACGAUCUACAAGCCAAAUGCCGACUACACAAUCAUCCGAACAAAGAUAAGCUAGCUAAUGUUAUGCUAACGGAAUACUAACAAAACGUCGGCUAAUAUUGCAUAUUAAAUCUACCGGUAUCUUGCAAUGAAACCCAUAACGUUAGCCUACCUUUGUGCCUGACUGUAUACUAUAUAUACUACAUUUUGGCUUUUAAAUUUUAUUCACUUUGCAGUGUUUUGUGUUAUCUUUUGACACUUGCAGUAAACAACCAGUGGAUGGCACUUUUAUCCUUUAUACUCCAAAAAUGGUGCCGUCGGUGCCGUCACAUUCCCAUUCCCUAUUCAGCCUGACAGAGGAAAUGCUCCUUAUAGGGAGGGGGGGGGGGGAACGUAAAAUAUUUUGUAGUGUAUGUGUAUAUUCAUCCCUUACUGAAGUUUAUAUGUAGCCAACAAAUGUCAUUAAAUGUUGUGGCCUAUUGAGUAGAAAAAAUACCUCUUUGGGGACUUUAGUUUAGUUUUAAUUAAUCUAGUUUAGAUUUAAAAAAAUAAACCAAAAAAAAGAGCAAAGAAUCAGAUAGGGUAAUAAAAUAAUAGUUGUCCUUUUUAAAAAAAAUAAAAAUAUCUGAAUAUCUAUAAUCAAGAGUUUGCACCACAGGAUAUUUUUUUUAUGAUGGACAAACAGUACAACUCGUUAACAAGCAAUAUUGAUAUGCCUAUAUAAUACUGAAAUGCCUUUAAGAGCUUGAAUGUUUUAAAUUGAACCUUUUAGUCCAAAUCUUACAGGAGCUGUAAUACAGUAGAUGUUGAUUUAUGAUGAAUGUGCCAUGGAAAAUGCCACUGAUUAUAUUAUUAUUGUGAGACUUUUACAAAUGAAGUGAUUUUUUUUGUUUGCCCACUCUCUGAAAUUAACUGGAACUUGGUGAUACAACAUUUCAUUGUGUCAUGCAAAUAAUGUAUUUUCUUUUCAUAUUUCCUCGGAGCACCCUGAAAAAUGCACACAUAGCAAUGUCUGCAAAGCACAAAUUGUUUCAGCCAUUGGUCUCACAGAUUUCUAUAUAUAUACCCUGAAACAAUCUAACAGAAGAUGUCUCUCAAAACUUCUAGCACAAGUGAAAUUGUAACGUGAACUUUCUGUAUGAACAGUAAGAUGAUUGAAUCUUACCCAUCAAUGCCUGAACACUCUCUAAAGUGCUUUAUAAGUUAAUGCUUUUUGUGAGCUAGAAAGUGAUAUUGUGUGAUUGUGGUACAUGUAGUACCAAGACGAGCUAUUUUUCAUAUCGGCUGAAUCCUU
Molecule: messenger RNA, 4524 nt
Organism: Sebastes umbrosus (honeycomb rockfish)
Lineage: Eukaryota; Metazoa; Chordata; Actinopteri; Perciformes; Sebastidae
Gene: wbp1lb
Product: WW domain binding protein 1-like b
Exons: 4
Coding region: 328-1536 (402 amino acids)
Source: RefSeq, a predicted model, not a curated record